GGUAUUUUUACACCUGAAAUCUUAUCUGUAUGCCAUAAGAUUCUACAUUAUAGCUUGCGAAACCAGCUAAUCCCAGCUUUUAAUGAAAAAAAAAAUUAUUUACUGUCAUAUGAUGAGAAUGUUAUUUGUGCUAUUAAAAAGUUUCAAAGCAUUGUGCUUUCUCAUCUUGAAUUCUAUGUCGUACCUAAUAUCAAAAUGUUAAAAGACAGUGGAUUACCAGAUUCACGUAUUGUUUGGCUACUUAGAGCGCAUCCUAUGAUAUUUAUAACAAGCUUGGAUCGAUUUGCUGAGAUUGUAGGAGAAAUAAAAGAAAUGGGGCUUAAUCCUUCGCAAAAAAACUUUGUUUCUGCAAUAUGUGUAAUGAGGAAAUUGAGGAAAUUCACAUGGAAAAAGAAAUUUGAUGUUUAUGAGAAGUGGGGUUGGUCUGAGGAAGAAACUCUUGUCGCUUUUGGGAAGUAUCCACUGGUUAUGAUGUGCUCUGAGAAAAAGAUAAUGGAAAUGAUGGACUUUUAUAUCAACAAAAUGAGGUGGGAUUCAUCAUCCGUUGCAAAUCAUCCAGUACUCAUCUCACUGAGCUUGGAGAAGAGGGUUAUACCAUGCUGUUCUGUUUUACGGGUUCUGUUGUCAAAAGGUCUAAUCAGAUUGACUAGCUUAGCAACAUCAUUGAAGAUUUUUGAAGAGUUGUUCCUGCAUAAGUUUGUGAUGCCUUAUGGGGAAGAAGCUCCCAACUUGUUGAGGUUAUAUCAGGAGAAGUUGAAUGUUGCUAAGUGUGAGGCAAGGCGGUAA
Ricinus communis (castor bean) is the source of this 786-nucleotide messenger RNA. RefSeq lists its product as uncharacterized. Gene Ontology annotation, biological process: regulation of DNA-templated transcription; chloroplast organization. Gene Ontology annotation, cellular component: chloroplast. Gene Ontology annotation, molecular function: double-stranded DNA binding. Lineage: Eukaryota; Viridiplantae; Streptophyta; Magnoliopsida; Malpighiales; Euphorbiaceae. The record is from RefSeq and is a predicted model, not a curated record. The transcript is spliced from 2 exons. The annotation marks the transcript as partial.